AUGUCUCUGCUCACCGCUCCAGAUGCUGCUUCGUUGAACGACACAAGGAGUUUGUCGUUCCACUUGGGAUCAGCUACCAGACAUUCAUCUUCUCUUUCAUCAUAUUCACCUCAUCCUUCUCCUUCGUCGUCGUCGUCAUCCUCGCAUAUGCAAUCGACCAUCGUAGAGGACCUCCUUGAUGGCAUGCUACACAAGGUUUCAUCCCUUCCCGAGGUGAUCAUCCCCGACUUUCUACUCCCUUUCUCCCCGUAUCAAGCCACGGAGUACUUUAGGACUCGCAGGGACUCUCCUCGGUGGAAUGGCGAGUGGUGCCCUGGCCCAUCCAACGAGGAGGGAUCUGGUAUGGCAAAUUUUUUCAACAAUAUAGUGGCAGCCCUCGUCACAUAUUCGCAAACCUCGGCCAAACGGUUGUGGCUAGCAGGCGAGGCCACCCAGAUCAACGUGGUUUCCGAAGCCAAAGGUGACAGGGCACCCAAUCUCGUACUACUUAACGGUCAUGUCAAGAAUCCAUCCUGGUGCGAUGUGGACGCUGUCGGCGAGAUCUGUCGUGACGGACAAAAUCGGCUGCCCAAUCUCGUCGAGGACGUUGACCUUAUUUUUCGCCAUCAAGCUCACCGGCGCUAUGUUCUCGGACUCACUUUCCAUGGACUCAACUUUUGUCUUCACCUUUUUGAUCGCGCAGGUCUCAUCUCAUCCAGGACAUUCUCCCGCGACUAUGAUGACGAAAAAUUCCUGCGCAUUCUAGGAGGUCUGAGCCUCUUAGAUAACGACGAGAUUGGCUACGACCCGAGCAUCUCGCUUACACUCAACGAUCCGUUCAUAAUCGUGGACGGAAUGCACUAUACUAUCCUGCGCAUCCUCUUUCGCGAUCACAAUAUACGAGGACGAGGGACGACGUGCUUCCUUGUCACCCGAGGUAGAGAACGGUAUGUCGUGAAGGAUGUGUGGGUCGAUACGAGCCGACCCACAUCGGAGGCUCAGAUACUUAAAUAUGCUGGCGACAUAUCUGGAAUCGCACGCUGGGAAGCUGACGAAAACGUUCAAGCCGACGGUGUCGAUGACAGCACAAAUUCCCGUCGUUCUCCCUUGAUGCCGUCCAAAGACCGCCAUUAUUUCCCGAGAUAUCAAGAAUUGGAGAAUCGCGUUCAUCGUCGACUGGUGCUCAAGGAUUUUGGUGAACCUCUUUCGACCUUUGCUUCACGGUGUGAGCUUCUUGGUGCUUUCAUUGACGUGGUCAAGACGCUUUUCCAAUUAUACAACGACAAGCAGAUUAUACACGGUGAUAUCAGCCCAAAAAAUAUCAUGUUUUUGGAUGAUGAGACACAUGCUCGUGAGAAGGAGAAAGUCAUCUCGUUCACUCUGUACUUAUCUUCAUUCUUCAUUCACGAGGGAACCUUGCCGUUCAUGGCGGUUGAUCGCUUGCGUGAAAACGCAUUCAUGAUUCCGCACAAGGCGCAACAUGACCUCGAGUCACUAUUCUAUGUCAUCUGUUGGAUCUGCACGGCAUACAAUGGCCCAGGACGUCGCGUCAACACCCCUAACGCGGUCAUGGAGAAGUGGAAUCAACCGAGCGACUGGCUGGCGAGCGGAAGAGAGAAGCAAAACAGCAUCCAUCCUGACCACUUCGAUUCAGUCCUUAAUCAGUUCCAGCCUUACUUCAAACCGUUGAAAGUCUGCGUACAGAAGCUCGCGAACCUUUUCGACACUCGAGGUAAUGGCAGGCCAUCAAACGCAUCUCUUCGACCUGAGGCGCGUGAUGUUACGCAUGACGAUUUUCUCAACAUUCUACAUGCGGCACUCAAGAGACUGCCGCAGCACGAAACGGAGGGCUGUCGACAUCUCACUGAGUCUGAGCUGGAGUCAGAUUACGAGAUGCUUCAUACUGAGAGGUCAGAUUCUGGCAUGUCGGACUAUGGCAUGUCGGACUCUGGCAUGUCGGACUCUGGCAUGUCGGACUCUGGCAUGUCGGACUCUGACAUGUCAGACUCAGACAUGUCAGACUCUGAUUGA
This is a messenger RNA of Heterobasidion irregulare TC 32-1, 2010 nucleotides long. RefSeq lists its product as uncharacterized. The transcript has 5 exons. Bases 1 to 2010 code for a protein of 669 amino acids. The record is from RefSeq and is a predicted model, not a curated record. Gene Ontology annotation, molecular function: protein kinase activity. NCBI's taxonomy places the organism in Eukaryota, Fungi, Basidiomycota, Agaricomycetes, Russulales, Bondarzewiaceae. Gene Ontology annotation, biological process: protein phosphorylation.